Molecule: messenger RNA, 1341 nt
Organism: Zea mays
Lineage: Eukaryota; Viridiplantae; Streptophyta; Magnoliopsida; Poales; Poaceae
Exons: 6
Coding region: 106-1017 (303 amino acids)
Biological process (GO): protein import into mitochondrial matrix; protein folding
Cellular component (GO): PAM complex, Tim23 associated import motor
Molecular function (GO): protein-folding chaperone binding; protein homodimerization activity; adenyl-nucleotide exchange factor activity
Source: RefSeq, marked provisional
CAUAAACACCAUAAAAAAGAGCUCAUUUACCAUCCGCAGGAGCUCCCUUCCAGACGCUUCCGCUCUUCUCUCUCUGCUUCCGGCAGAAAUCAAGGCAGUAUUAGGAUGGUGACCCGGCGCCUCUUCGCGCGACUCUACCGGCAUUGCGCCGGCGCAGCGGCUGCGUCAUCAGCCGCGGGGCGGCACCGGGGGGCCCUGGCAGCGGCGGCCGUGGAGCAGUUCGCCGGUUCCUCCCUGCCUGUCGGGGUUCCAAAUAUUUUGAAUCAUCAUUUCAGAUACUCAACCAGCAUUUUUCAAAAGAUUGGUUUCUCGUCUGUUUCACCACAACAAAGUGAUGAUGAGGUUAAUGAGCUGAAAGACCACGAAAGGGCCUUAGAUGGAUCAAGUGAAGAUUGUCCAUCUGGAAGUAUUGAAGGCCUUGAUCUGUCGAGAGAUGAUUUGGUGAAGCUAGUUCGUGAGAAGGAUGAAUUGUUGAAGUCCAAAGAUGGUGAAAUCAAAGAUAUGAAGGAUAAGGUUUUGCGCAGCUAUGCAGAAAUGGAAAAUAUCAUUGCUCGGACAAAACGUGAAUCUGAGAACUCCAAAAAAUAUGCAGUACAGAACUUCUCUAAGAGCCUGCUAGAUGUUGCUGACAAUUUGGCUAGGGCAUCAUCUGUUGUCAAGGAAAGCUUCUCGAAAAUUGAUACCUCAAAAGAUUCUGCUGGAGCUGUCCCACUACUGAAAACCCUGCUGGAGGGUGUGGACAUGACUGAGAAGCAACUUGCAGAGGUCUUCAAGAAGUUUGGAGUCGAAAAAUUUGACCCGCUGAAUGAGGAAUUUGAUCCUAACAGGCAUUGUGCAGUUUUUCAAAUUCCUGAUCCUUCAAAACCACCGGGGACCGUUGCUUCUGUUGUAAAGGUGGGCUACAUGUUACACGAUCGCGUCCUCCGCCCUGCCGAAGUCGGCGUCACUGCCACGGAGGGAGGUGCGCAUGCAACUGAAGAGGCAGAGAAGCCGGAGGAGAAAACAGCGAGGGACUAAAGUUAGCCGUGGUUUAGUCAAGGAGGAUUGAAUGCCGUUUCUGUUUAGAGUUUGAGAAACAUGAAUGAAUGCAGAAAACUUUUGGCCGUGUUCGACACGGGGAGAAAGUUUAGCAAGCAGGCUGGCGCCUUUUUUUUCUUGUUUGGAACUUGGAAUGAAAUCCAUUUUGGGGUUUGGAGCAACCCUGCAUGUCGUACAACACCUUCUGCCUGCUAGUAUGACCGUUGACCUUGAGGGAUGGGCAUGAGGCCCUUGGCCGAUACUAAAGAGCUGUGCUGCCGUGAUCGGCUUUCUGUGGCUUAAAUGUUCGGCAGCGUUUUCACC